This is a messenger RNA of Serinus canaria (Common canary), 1266 nucleotides long. It is a transcript of the gene TULP1, whose product is annotated as TUB like protein 1. Gene Ontology annotation, molecular function: actin filament binding. The coding region runs from base 193 to 1266 and encodes 357 amino acids. Gene Ontology annotation, biological process: protein localization to cilium. The record is from RefSeq and is a predicted model, not a curated record. Gene Ontology annotation, cellular component: cilium. The transcript is spliced from 10 exons. Lineage: Eukaryota; Metazoa; Chordata; Aves; Passeriformes; Fringillidae.
GAGCCGGCUGAGGAUGAGGAUGAUGAGGAAGAGGAAGAAGAGGUGGAGAAUAAGAACCCGCCAAAAAAGCUCAAGAAGAAGGUUCCCAAAGAGCCCCUCUCAGGCGGGGGGGAGAAGAAGCUGAAGCUGAAGGAAGACAAGAGUGACCCUGACAGCAAAGCCAAAUCUGCCAAAAGCACCAAGAAGGAGCCAAUGACCGUGUUCCAGGUGAAGAAGGAGAAGAAAAGCAAGAAGAAAGCUGCCACCAGCAGUGAUGAAGAGGAUGAUUCCGACUCCAGCACCAAACCCAUUAGGUCGGAUAAGAAGAAAAACCCAGCAUCCCUCUUUCAGACUGGUGGGGACCCCCCAAAAGAGAAAAAAUCCAAAAAGAAACUUCCUCUCAAAGGGGCUGAGAGUGAGGAGGAGACCCCAGAGACCUUGCAGAAAAACUCCAACAAGAAGGGGAAAGCAAAGAAAUCAAAGAAGCAGAAGGAGGAGAGACCCCCAUCCCCUGUCAUCGAGGUGGAAAACCUGGAGGAGUUCGUGCUGCAGCCGGCGCCGCAGGGCGUGACCGUCAAGUGCCGGGUGACACGGGACAAGAAGGGCAUGGACAGGGGGCUUUACCCCACCUACUACCUUCACUUGGACAAUGACAAGAAGGUGUUUCUCCUUGCUGGGAGAAAGCGUAAGAAGAGCAAAACCUCCAACUACCUCAUCUCCAUCGACCCCACUGACCUGUCACGGGGUGGAGAGAACUUCAUUGGCAAGCUGAGAUCCAACCUGAUGGGAACGAGGUUCACCGUGUUCGACAACGGCGCCAACCCCGACAGGGCCAACGCUGACUGGUCCAACGUGCGGCAGGAGCUCUCGGCCGUGGUCUACGAGACCAACGUUUUAGGGUUCAAAGGCCCCCGGAAGAUGACUGUCAUCAUCCCUGGGAUGAAUUCUGACUGUGAGAGGGUGCCCAUCCGGCCCCGGAACGAUAACGACGGCCUCCUGAUGCGAUGGCAGAACAGGAACAUGGACAACGUGAUCGAGCUGCACAACAAAGCCCCAGUGUGGAACGAUGAGACCCAGUCCUACGUCCUCAAUUUCCACGGCCGGGUCACCCACGCCUCCGUCAAAAAUUUCCAGAUCGUGCACAGCAGUGACCCUGACUACAUCGUGAUGCAGUUUGGGCGUGUGGCAGAUGACGCCUUCACCAUGGACUACAACUACCCCCUGUGCGCCCUGCAGGCCUUCGCCAUCGCCCUCUCCAGCUUCGACGGGAAGCUGGCCUGCGAGUAG